AUGCAGCCGCCAUACCCGGCCCCCGUUACUGUGUGGCAUAACGACACAUACGACGCCAUUGAUCCCACGCGACCCGAACUAUCUCAAACCGGGAAAAUCAUAGUCAUCACAGGCGCCGGAGCAGGCAUAGGUAGAGAGGUUGCCGCAGCCUUCGCCCAAGCCGGUGCUAGCACCAUCCAUAUCCUCGGUCGCACCAAAUCUUUGCUUGAGGAAACGAAACAGAUUGUUGAAAAGCAGAAUCCAGGGACCAAUGUUGUAGUACAUACUGCUGAUAUCGUGGACGAAGCUGCUGUCACAGCAGCUGCUAAAAAUAUUGGCUCGUGGGAUGUCAUCGUUGCUAACGCUGGUUACAUCCCCAGUCCAGAAACGAUUGAGAGCAGCGACGCGAAUGAAUGGUGGAAGACAUUCGAGAUUAAUAUCAAAGGCAACUAUCUUUUCUCGCGGGCCUUCUUGCCAUACAAAAACUCUGGUGGUACAAUCGUAGCCUACUCAAGCGGCUUCGCGUUUCUGCCACCAAGUCUCCCAUUCCUUGCAAAGAAUUCGUCAUACUCAACAUCAAAGGUGGGAACAGCUCGCUUUUAUGAGUUCUUGGCCAUAGAGCACCCUGAUUUGAACGUCUUCAUUGUGCAACCUGGAGUCAUCCGGACUGCUCUCUACGAGAAAGGCGAAUUGCAGCUUGAUGAUACCAUAGACUCCAUCAAACUACCAGCUCAUUUUACCGUGUGGCUUGCCACCCACGAAGCAAGGCCCCUGUCUGGGCGUGUCUUGUUCGCGAACUGGGACAUUGAGCAGUUGAAAUCUAUAGUGGUGCCACGUUUGGAAAAAGAUCCAAUAUUCUUGACGACAACGUUUGGAGGCUUCCCUUUUGCUGGCUGA
Messenger RNA from Exophiala bonariae, 876 nucleotides. RefSeq lists its product as uncharacterized. The transcript is spliced from 3 exons. The record is from RefSeq and is a predicted model, not a curated record. Bases 1 to 876 code for a protein of 291 amino acids. Lineage: Eukaryota; Fungi; Ascomycota; Eurotiomycetes; Chaetothyriales; Herpotrichiellaceae. Gene Ontology annotation, molecular function: oxidoreductase activity. Gene Ontology annotation, cellular component: cytosol.